AGGGAGAGAAACAUCUGUGAGGUUGUCUCUAGUGGGCCCUCUACUGGGGACCUGGCCCGCAACCCAGGCAUGUGUCCUAGACUGGGAUUCAAAUCCGUGACACUUUAACUCGCAGGCCGGCGCUCAAUCCACUGAGCCACAACUGCCAGGGCUGGAAUUCCUUUUUAGUCUCUGAUUCUUUUUUCUAGCUUGGGGCGAAGGCGGAGCCGGUUCCCCAGAAUGACCGCCCUGGGGUGUAAGGACUCAGCAGGGACAUCCCCUUCAUUUGCAUAGCUCCCGGUACGUGGCGCAGCACCAAGGCCACUUCCGCACUAUAGCGAACUCCAAGUCCCGGAAUGCUUUGGGAUGUCCUAUAUGGAGUUGGCGUUGGACCCCGGUGAUGAGGACCUGCUGGGCUUCCUGCUAGAGGAAAGCGGAGGUUUGGGGGCGGUGCCCGACGAGGUCUUGGAGGCUCCACUGGACUGGGAGUUGCCACUUUCCGAGGUGGGUGGGGUCUCAGUCGGGGAGUUGAGGGGUGGUGACUGGUCAAGGAGUGUUAAUUUGAAUCCUGGGAAGGCCCUGAGCGAUUGGGACAUAGAGGAUUUCCUGAGCUCCCUGCCAAGUCCUCCAGCAUCGGUGAACAUUCUCAGCAGCUCUAACCCCCGUCUUGUCCAGCAUGAUCACACCUACUCUCUCCCGCAAGAACAUGUUUCCAUAGAUCUAGAUGGUGGGAUCUGUGGAAAAGGGGAGACCCAGAUGACUCCACUGCAUGAGGAGAAGCCAGCAGAGCAGGAGAUUGUUAGGCUUACACUGACAGAUGAGGAGAAGAGGCUGUUGGAGCAGGAGGGGCUUACUCUGCCUGGAACACUUCCUCUCACUAAGAUGGAGGAACAAGUUUUGAAACAAGUGCGGAGGAAGAUUCGAAAUAAGAAGUCAGCUCAAGAGAGCCGCAGGAAGAAGAAGGUGUAUGUGGGGGUUUUAGAGAGCAGGGUCUUGAAAUACACAGCCCAGAAUCAGGAACUACAGAACAAAGUACAGCUCCUGGAGGAACAAAAUCUGUCCCUCCUGGAUCAGUUGAGGCGGCUGCAGGCCAUGGUCAUUCAGGUAGCAAACAAAACCACCAGCAGCAGCACCUGUGUCUUGGUCCUCCUGUUCUCCCUCUGCCUCGUCUUUGUACCUGCUAUGUACUCCUCUGACACAAGGGGGAGCCUGCCAGCUGAGCAUAGAGUGUUUUACCGCCAGCUUCGUGCCCUCCCUCACCAGCCGGAGCUGUCUGCCCUGCAGUCGGAGGCACCAAAAGACAGCUCAGACCAUGAGCUCCAGGCUCCUGGCAACUUUUGCUGCCUGCUGUUCCACAUGCUUCGGGCUCCUGGCACAGAGCCUCCCCUGAAGUUGCCGCUCCCUGACCCUUUCUCACAUUUCCCCUGCCCAGGUCCCCUCUUUCCUCUGCAUGCAAAUCUCACAAGAAAGGGGGGGUGGCUCCCUGACCACCGACCCAUAUCCAUUAUCUUGCAGGACAGAUACUCAGGCUAGGGUGCAGGCCUGGGGCCUACAGUUGGUGUCCGAGUGAAAAGGAGUGGGAGAGGGCUGGUCUUAGCCUCUGUGCCCUGUCAGAAGCCUUGGGAACCCCAAGGGCUCAAACACCACACUUACUGGCUUUCUGGGUCUUUUAUUUGUACCCCUAUGUGUCCAUCACCCCAUGAAUGAUGGGCCUGGGGGAAUCAACUGAUCUUGAAAAUUUCAUGCAGUGAGGGGGUGGGAUGAGGAAAGAAAUAAAUAAGUGAUUCUGA
This is a messenger RNA of Phyllostomus hastatus (greater spear-nosed bat), 1769 nucleotides long. RefSeq names its product cAMP responsive element binding protein 3 (gene CREB3). Gene Ontology annotation, molecular function: DNA-binding transcription factor activity, RNA polymerase II-specific; RNA polymerase II cis-regulatory region sequence-specific DNA binding. NCBI's taxonomy places the organism in Eukaryota, Metazoa, Chordata, Mammalia, Chiroptera, Phyllostomidae. Gene Ontology annotation, cellular component: nucleus. The transcript has 9 exons. Bases 346 to 1512 code for a protein of 388 amino acids. The record is from RefSeq and is a predicted model, not a curated record. Gene Ontology annotation, biological process: regulation of transcription by RNA polymerase II.